UAUUCGCAUGCGUUAUCGCUUUAUUUUAAAUGUACCAUGCAGAGUAUAUCAACUUUGUAAUGUGCUGAAAUAUUAAGUAAUAUAGAAGUUCAUUUUGUUAUGGUGUACGUGUUGUUGCAGCAUUUCAAUACACUGUAGUAUCGAUGUAACAUAUCCGUGUCAGCUGGAUAAAUAACAAAUAGCACCAUAUAAUCUCGCCAGUAGUUUUGUGAGAAAAGUAGCAGCGGAAUAAUGGCUUUAGCAGCGAAUAGUUUGCCAACUUUGUACGAAUAUUACACUGGAAAUGGAAUUACGCAGGGUUUAUCGGAUAACCAGCCCUAUUUUACCCUCAACGAGAAAAAUAUUACCCUGUACAGUGGGGCUUUCCACUAUUUCCGAGUGCCGAGGAAGUACUGGCGGGACAGGCUGAGGAAAAUGAGGGCAGCAGGCUUGAAUACCGUGGAAACUUACGUUCCCUGGAAUCUACACGAGCCCCAACCAGGUGUGUACGAUUUUGGUCAAGGAGGAACUGAUAUGGAAGACUUUUUACACAUUGACGAAUUUUUGAGAACCGCCAAAGAGGAGGAUCUUUUAGUGUUGGUUAGACCUGGUCCGUACAUUUGCGCAGAAUGGGAAUUUGGAGGUUUUCCCAGCUGGCUUUUAAGAAAUGUUACUACAGUUCGGAGUUCAAAGGACAAAAAUUAUAUGACUUACAUACAAAGGUGGUUUAACGUGUUACUACCAAUAUUGGCGCUGUUUCAGUUCCAAAGAGGAGGAUCGAUAGUCGGUUUCCAAGUCGAAAACGAGUUCGCCAGUCUCUCCAUAGACGAUCCAGUAUACCUCAAUACACUCAGAAAGUUAUUUAUUGACAACGGUAUAACCGAACUGCUAUACACAGCUGAUGCUCCAGAUUAUACCCAUGGAAUUAUACCGGGAGUGUUGCAGACUGCUAACGUGGGAAGUAUGUCACAAAUUAUAAAUGGGAUUAAAACUAUGCACAAGCGACAGCCCAACAAACCAAAUAUGGUUAUGGAGACAUAUACAGGGUGGUUCGACCAUUGGGGUGAAACUCAUCAUACUACAUCAGCGGAGGGUUAUUUACCUUAUCUAAAAGCAAUUUUAGAUUUCCCGUCAUCAAUAAAUAUGUACAUGUUUGUAGGUGGUACCAGUUUUGGCUUCAUGAAUGGUGCAAACGAUAACACAAGAGGAAUGGACAAUUCUGGACUUCAAAUAGACACCACCAGUUACGACUACGAUUCACCAAUCUCUGAAUACGGAAAUGUUGCUAACAAAUUUUCCUUAAUAUCAAAUGAGAUAAUUGCCAGAAAUCCAGUUAAAACAAAGCUACCCCCACUACCAAACAUCACUGCCCCUGUGAAGUACCCUUCGAUUAUGGCCGAGGGACAACUAUUGCUGUCAGAUAUAAUUGACGAAUCAAACGAAAUAAUUAAAUCAGAAAAUGUUAUGUCGAUGGAAAGGUUACCUAUAAAUAACAAUUCUGGUCAAAGUUACGGCUAUAUUGUCUAUAGACAGUAUAAUCUGUAUCUGGCAGCCAAUUCUGUACUAACAAUAUCUGGAUACGUGAGAGAUACAGUACUUGUUUUAUUAAAUGGAGAGCUGGUAUCACCUGCACCUGUCAACGACAAGAGCAUCGAAGGAUUCGGCUUCUGGAAGCUCUACAACUCUACCCUAAGUCUAGGCAAUAAAGAACUUCAAAACGCUACGUUAGAUUUGGUUGUUGAGAACUUUGGAAGAUGCGGAUAUGGAGCCUUAGAUCAAUUCCAACAAUAUAAAGGUCUUACUGAUGACGUUUUCGUUAAUGGAAAUAAACUAACAGACUGGACGAUUAUUCCCUUAGAAUUUAAAACUAGCUGGAACAAAAAUCUAGGCAACUGGAAAGCUGUAGGAAACACUACAAAUACUCCAGCACUUUAUAAAUUUUCACUAAACAUACCAGAAGAACCACAAGAUACCUUUGUGUCUUUAAGGACUUGGGUCAAGGGGAUCACAAUAGUUAAUGGUUUUGUGUUAGGUAGACACUUUUUUAUUGGUCCACAACAAACCCUGUAUCUGCCUGCUCCAUUUUUACAUAAAGGAAAAAAUGAUAUUAUUGUGUUUGAGCACUAUUAUUCUCCUAGUUAUCUAGAUUUUGUAGAUCAUCCAAUAUUUGAAAAGGUUGGUCAUGUGAACACUGUAAACAGAGGUACGGAAUUGAAAACACUGGUUUCUUUCUUCAGAAAUUUGUAUGUUAUGGUAUCUGCAUAAAAUUAUGUUUCAUAUUAGAAGCGAAAAGGGGAAAUUAAAGAAAUCUACCAAAGUUAUACCUAGUGCGGAAUUAGAAUAAAAUGUUUUUUAGCUUCAUUAUUUAUUUAUUUUUUAUCUGAUGAAUGUUUAAAAUGUUACUAAAGAAAUUAAAUGAAAAGAA
Molecule: messenger RNA, 2404 nt
Organism: Diabrotica virgifera virgifera (western corn rootworm)
Lineage: Eukaryota; Metazoa; Arthropoda; Insecta; Coleoptera; Chrysomelidae
Product: beta-galactosidase-1-like protein 2
Exons: 7
Coding region: 232-2244 (670 amino acids)
Biological process (GO): carbohydrate metabolic process
Cellular component (GO): vacuole
Molecular function (GO): beta-galactosidase activity
Source: RefSeq, a predicted model, not a curated record